AUGCGGGAGAGGGGCUCCCCAGGCACGGCAACUGCAUCUGCAGCUCGCGGCUCGAGGAUGAAGAAGAGGAGGACCAGCGCAUGGAAGCAAAAUGCCACCUUGCUCGCCGUCUCUCUGGCGGCCCUACGACCGGCUGCCGCGGCGGCGCACGCAUUUCCCUACGUGCCGACGCAGAUUCUCCUGCCGACGGCGUGCGUGAGCGAAGCGACCUGCAGCGGCGCCGACCUGGCCUACGUCUUUUCCCAGGGCGACGACGGGCGCGUGCGGUUUUCCGCCCUGAACUACUCGGCGGACAUGACGGCCGGCGCGCAACCCGCGCCGCUGACGACGGACCUGCCCUUCCUCAAGGACCAGCCGGCGACGACGGCCUUUGGGGCCGCGAGAACGAGCAACGGGUCGGUGGUUGUGUAUUCGGGGGCGUGCGACGGAGCCGCGGGCUCGCUUUGGAGCUUCUCGCGCGAGGCCAACGGCGACGGGGGCGGCGCAUGGUCGAAGCAAACGACAACCCCGGGCCGCUCGCAGCAAGGAUCCCCGCGAGGCCCGUAUUUCCUCGGAGGCACCUUGGCGUUUUCGUCGAAGCUCUCGCCCGCCAUGGACCAGCCGACGGUCUACACGUACGGGGGGAUGUGUCGCGCCCCCGAGGCGAGCGCAGAGACGUGGCAGUCGGAUGCCAACUACACAAAGGCGAUGGUGAGCCUGACGCCGAGCACGCAGGCUGCGGACACGACCUACUCCCUCGGCGUGGCGUCUACGGCUGGUCCUCGAACGCCCAUUGCUGGGUUUACCCUGACGCAGUUGCCGGCUUCCGUGACGAACAUCUCGGGGGCGGUUACGCAGCAGGCCGGCUUUGUGCUGUUGGGCGGCCACUCGCAAAAGGCAUUUAUAAAUAUGAGCACCGCCGCGGUGUGGAAUCUCCCCGAGGAGUCGUGGUCGUACAUCAAUGUCGGGGGGCCGGAUGCUUCGGCGGGAGGCGAAAACGUUGAAAGCCGAUCUGGACACACGGCCGUCUUGACAGAGGAUGGGACGUCGAUUGUCAUCUUGGGAGGAUGGGUUGGCGACGUGAGCAACGCUGCUGAGCCCCAACUUGUUGUCCUGCAGCUCGGCCAGACGUAUAGCUCCUGGAAGUGGAAAGUUCCACGGGAACAGCCCGGCGGAAAGGGGGUGUAUGGGCAUGGAGCAGCCAUGCUACCCGGAAAUGUGAUGAUGGUGUACGGUGGAUGGGAGACGUCUGCUUCUGGCGGGAGCUCCAAGCGUCAAGCUUCGUCUGGGGGCGCGCUGCGCUUCUUCAAUGUCACGUCCAUGUCGUGGUCCGACUCCUAUUCUAACCCUAGGCCGGGCAAAAUACCCACGGGGACAGGAUCACACGAUGCUCCCGGGGCUGGAAGCGACGCCGUACAAUCUAGGAAGCUGGGUCUUGGCUUGGGCCUUGGCUUGGGUCUCGCGCUGCUUUUGGCCCUUCUUGUUCUGGCCUUUUGCAUGUGGAGGAGGCGGUUGAAUAAGAGGCGAGACUCGCGGAGGGACGAAGCCGCCCAGGUCAUGGCGCAAGAUGCGCGGUACUUUUCCCACGAUGCGGAUGAGAUGACGGAACGUGAGGAUGCCUUCUCAUGGCAUGUGGCUGGUCACAGCGGCUACCAAGGGGCAUCGGAGAAAUCGAUGGGCUAUGAAUCUCUUCGAGGGGCGAGGGCGACUCUCGACGAUGGGCAUGGCCGUGCGAUUACGAGAAAGCCAGUCAUGAGCCGGAGCAUGAGAGGAGGCUAUGUGCCCGCAGAGACGCGCUUCAACGCGCUGGCCUCACCGCCGGGCACGAUUCAUCCCAUCCUGGAGGAUGAGGAGGACGAGUAUCACCAGGCGCCGCAACAUGGCACGGAGCCGCUUACACCAACUUCCGAGGAGCACUCGGAUCCGUUUGUGACUCCCACCGCUACCGCUACCGCGGCGUCCGUCCUAUCUCCGCCUAGCAAUCGAUCCUCGACGACGGCUAGUCCCGAAGAGCGCCGCCGGUACGAUGCCGAUGUCCAAGACUGGGUGUGUGAUGUAGAUGCCGCCGACUCGCUGCUGGAGAGAUACAACUCUUCCCGGCAGAGUCGCAGAUCGCCUACGCGAAAGAACUCUACGCGCUCGGCGGCUCUGCGGGAUGAUGAAUCCAGAAGCGGCUCCAACUUGUCAGAGUCGAAUCGCAGCGCGGCGGACAGUCUGCGCCGCUCGCAGUCGAACCGCAAAUCAGGAAGUUUCCUGGGCGGCAUGCUGCUCGGCGGCGAUCAUCCCAAGCCCAGCAGUUCCUCCUCGAGCAGCUACAACACGGCAAAAUCUGGCUUCGGAGCACUGCAGGCCGAAGGGCCGGCCUUGCUGGGACGCACGACACCAUACACCGCCGCGAACGCCCAUGACGACGAGGACUUGACCGCUCCGUCGUCGCCGUCCAAGUCAAAACCCCGGCGAAGCUGGCUUGGGUCCCUCGGCCGUGUGUUCUCCCAAUCAGGCGGUUCGUCGCCAAGAGCAUCGUCGGAAAACUCGGCCAUGAGACCGGAAAUGGAGCAGUACGGCGGCGAUUACGAGCCUCGCGCUGGUCUUCCAGGCGAGCUUCUCAGGAGGAAGCAAGGCCGGUCGGACUGGGAGGACGGCCCCGAAGCCGGCCCCGUUGCUGGAGGAGGCGAGCAGCGCCCCGAAAACGACUGGGACAUUGAGCGGGCCGUGGAGCAGCGCCUGGUACAAGUCAUGUUUACGGUGCCGAAAGAGCGGCUGCGCGUGGUUAACGGCGACGCGGAAUCGCAAACGGACAUGGAGGCGGACGACACACGGCAGAAGGGGGCUCGGUUCAAGGAGACGGACGAGCUGCAGGAGCCCCAGGUUGCCGAGCUGGUUGACCCGGACAAGAACUCGUCCCUGUCGACGGUGGAGCGGGAUGAGAGGGGGAGAGACGACAGGCCGUACUCUGAGGUUGAGGAUCCGGACUUGCUGCAUGUGGACUUUGCUGAGCCGAGGCUGAGCCACUCGACGGACGGCGACUCGGAGAGGAGGUCGUCUGGCGCGGUUUUUACGGCCGAGGCGAUUCGGUUCGAGAGGCCUAGGACCAGGGUGUUGCAGAUGGUUGAUACUAUUGAGAGUCGGAGCCAGUCGAGUAGUCCGACCAGAGGGCAGGGACAUGGGGAGGAGUAG
This is a messenger RNA of Metarhizium brunneum ARSEF 3297, 3156 nucleotides long. RefSeq lists its product as uncharacterized. The record is from RefSeq and is a predicted model, not a curated record. Gene Ontology annotation, molecular function: protein binding. Lineage: Eukaryota; Fungi; Ascomycota; Sordariomycetes; Hypocreales; Clavicipitaceae.